AUGAGGCCCUUGCCGCCGGUCGGCGAUGUCCGACUGGAGCUGUCGCUGCCGCCGCUGCCGGCUAUAAGCGGAGCUCCAGUCGGCUCGUCCGGGCGUCUCAUGGCCGCUAGCAGCUCCUUGGUGCCCGACCGGCUGCGCCUGCCGCUCUGCUUCCUGGGCGUCUUUGUCUGCUAUUUCUAUUAUGGGAUACUGCAGGAAAAGAUAACAAGAGGAAAGUAUGGAGAGGGACCCAAGCAAGAGACAUUCACCUUUGCCUUAACUUUAGUCUUCAUCCAGUGUGUGAUCAAUGCUGUAUUUGCCAAGAUCUUGAUCCAGUUUUUUGACACUGCCAGGGUGGAUCGUACCCGGAGCUGGCUCUAUGCUGCCUGUUCUGUCUCCUAUCUGGGUGCCAUGGUCUCCAGCAACUCAGCAUUACAGUUUGUCAACUACCCAACUCAGGUCCUUGGUAAAUCCUGCAAGCCAAUUCCAGUCAUGCUCCUUGGGGUGACCCUCUUGAAGAAGAAGUACCCACUAGCCAAGUACUUAUGUGUGUUGCUAAUUGUCGCUGGAGUGGCCCUUUUCAUGUACAAACCCAAGAAGGUAGUUGGAAUGGAAGAACACACAAUUGGCUAUGGAGAGCUGCUCCUGCUCUUGUCUCUGACAUUGGAUGGACUAACAGGUGUUUCCCAGGAUCAUAUGCGGGCUCAUUACCAAACAGGCUCCAACCACAUGAUGUUGAACAUCAACCUUUGGUCGACAUUGCUGCUCGGAGCUGGAAUCCUGUUCACUGGGGAGCUCUGGGAGUUCUUGAGCUUUGCUGAGAGGUACCCUGCCAUCAUCUAUAAUAUCCUGCUCUUCGGCCUGACCAGUGCCCUGGGUCAAAGUUUUAUCUUCAUGACAGUUGUGUACUUUGGUCCCCUGACCUGCUCCAUCAUCACUACAACUCGAAAGUUCUUUACCAUUUUAGCUUCUGUGAUCCUCUUUGCCAACCCCAUCAGCUCCAUGCAGUGGGUGGGCACCGUGCUGGUGUUCCUGGGUCUCGGUCUUGAUGCCAAGUUUGGGAAAGGAGCCAAGAAGACGUCCCACUAG
Molecule: messenger RNA, 1068 nt
Organism: Elephantulus edwardii (Cape elephant shrew)
Lineage: Eukaryota; Metazoa; Chordata; Mammalia; Macroscelidea; Macroscelididae
Gene: SLC35B1
Product: solute carrier family 35, member B1
Exons: 9
Coding region: 1-1068 (355 amino acids)
Biological process (GO): UDP-galactose transmembrane transport
Cellular component (GO): endoplasmic reticulum membrane; Golgi membrane
Molecular function (GO): UDP-glucose transmembrane transporter activity; UDP-galactose transmembrane transporter activity
Source: RefSeq, a predicted model, not a curated record